AUGUCCACUACAACUGCCUCCCCGCGCUUCUCCACCAACGACGUAACAGUCGUCUUCUUCCUUGGUGGCCCCGGUAGCGGCAAAGGCACCCAGUCCGCCAAGCUCGUCAAGGACUACGGCUUCGUACACCUGUCUGCCGGCGACCUGCUGCGCGCCGAGCAGAUCCGCGAGGGCAGCGAGUACGGCGAGCUGAUCAAGACUUACAUCCGUGAGGGCAAGAUCGUGCCCAUGAAUGUGACCGUCGCUCUGCUGUCCAACGCCAUGAAGGCCUCCCUGGACACCGCCCCGCCGGCCCCGGGAACUAAGGCCCGCUUCCUGAUCGAUGGCUUCCCGCGCAAGCUCGACCAGGCCGUCUUCUUCGAGGAAUCCGUGUGUCCCUCCGAGCUGGUCCUGUUCUUGGACUGCCCCGAGGACGUGAUGGAGGCGCGCCUGCUGAAGCGUGGCGAGACCAGCGGACGCGACGACGACAAUGCGGAGUCCAUUCGCAAGCGAUUCCGUACCUUCGUCGAGACCUCGAUGCCCGUUGUGGAUGCUUUUGAGAAGCAGGAUAAGGUUGUUUCGGUGAAGGCGACCGGCACGGUGGAGGAAGUAUAUGCGGAGGUCAAGAAGGGUAUUGAGGCGCGGGGUCUGGAGCGUCGUUGA
This is a messenger RNA of Penicillium macrosclerotiorum, 642 nucleotides long. RefSeq names its product uridylate kinase ura6 (gene ura6). Gene Ontology annotation, biological process: CDP biosynthetic process; UDP biosynthetic process; 'de novo' pyrimidine nucleobase biosynthetic process. Gene Ontology annotation, cellular component: nucleus; cytoplasm. Gene Ontology annotation, molecular function: ATP binding; UMP kinase activity. Lineage: Eukaryota; Fungi; Ascomycota; Eurotiomycetes; Eurotiales; Aspergillaceae. The coding region runs from base 1 to 642 and encodes 213 amino acids. The transcript has a single exon. The record is from RefSeq and is a predicted model, not a curated record.